ACAGGAUUGGCGCUUGUUACGGUUUGAGAAUGGUGUCGUCCUUCUUCCGGUGAUAUCUCGCGUUUCCUCAGUCCCAGAGGUGGAAUGCUUUGCUGUAGAAGUGAAGAGUAUAAGGAGCAGAGCAGGAUUAAUAAGGAAAUUGAAAAACAACUGAAAAAGGACAAAAAGGAUGCACGGCGGGAGCUGAAGUUACUUCUACUUGGUACUGGCGAAUCAGGAAAAAGUACCUUCAUCAAGCAGAUGCGCAUCAUCCACGGUGCGGGAUAUUCGGAUGAGGAACGUCGUACUUUCAUUAAAAUUGUUUACCAGAAUAUAUACAUGGCCAUGUUCUCCAUGACCCGUGCAAUGGAGUCCCUGAAGAUCCCUUAUGAGAAUCCGGACAAUCACGCUAACGCUGCUCUGCUUCGCGACGUUGACUACGAAACAGUUACCACCAUGGAGCCACACCAUGUGACCGCAAUCAAAGCGCUGUGGGACGAUCCAGGCCUCAAAGAGUGUUACGACCGACGUCGCGAGUACCAGCUCAGUGACUCGGCCAAAUAUUACCUUGACAACCUGAGCCGGAUAGCACAAUCGGACUAUGUUCCAACACUUCAGGAUAUUCUGCGCGUCCGUGUUCCAACAACAGGAAUCGUGGAGUACCCGUUUGACCUGGACUCAAUCAUUUUUCGCAUGGUGGAUGUCGGUGGACAACGAUCCGAGCGUCGAAAAUGGAUUCACUGUUUCGAGAGUGUCACGUCUAUCAUGUUCCUCGUCGCACUCUCCGAAUAUGACCAGGUCUUGGUCGAAUCCGACAACGAGAAUCGGAUGGAGGAGAGCAAGGCACUGUUCUGCACGAUCAUCAACUAUCCGUGGUUUCAGGACUCGUCAGUCAUCCUGUUUUUGAAUAAAAAAGAUUUGUUGGAAGAGAAAAUACAAUACUCCCAUCUGGUUGAUUACUUCCCCGAAUUCGAUGGCCCACAACGCAACGCAGAAGCAGCUCGCGACUUCAUCUUGAAGUUGUUCGUCGAGCUCAACCCUGAUCCGGACAAGAUUAUCUAUUCUCAUUUCACCUGUGCCACGGACACAGAGAAUAUCCGCUUUGUUUUCGCCGCGGUAAAGGACACUAUCUUACAGCUGAACCUCAAAGAGUACAAUCUGGUCUAAUGUCCCAGUGAUUCACUUAGAUCGCUUUCCAAGUUGCCAGAACCCCAGUAACCACAACGGACGUGAGCCAUUAUACUUCGUCACCAAACCAAUUGAGAUUGAUGUUUGUUCUCCGCGUCCUUGCCCUGUGAGCGUGCAAAGGAAACGCAGUCUGCCGGAACAUCACGUUCAACCAUCCGCCAAUGUGCGUCCCUUCUGGCAAUCACACCUAUCAAUCUCACACACGGCCCACUCUCCUCGGCUUUCCGUGUGCGCUAAUGUAAAAACCUAGCAGCUGAUUAGUUUGCCCUGCUCUCUUCGUUAUUCUUUGCUUUCGCAAUGCCGACGUGUCAUCUUCCCUUCGUCAGCAUGUCGUGUGUUAUUUGUUCCUUUUUCUCGAAGUUUCUGUUCUCAUCUUGUGUACCUUGAUUAGACCAGAGUUUAUUAUCGUACCCUUGGCGUUUGAUUUGUUACUGUACAACACACACACACACACACUCGUGAUGCUUUGAUUCUGUUUUUUUUUUCGUUCCCGACAAAACCUCACCUGAAUCUCUGCAUGUGCGCAAACGGCACGGUAACUUGCGUGCGGGUUUGCCACUUCUUUUCUCCGGUGUUUUGUCAUACAACUCCAGCAUUAGCCGCACCCUAUUGUAUAGCGAUCGACCAUCGUACUGAGACCACAGUCUCCGAUAUCCUCUUUAAGCACUGUUGAGAGUGACAACUUGGUUGCCUACAGAGGUGUGGACUGUGACUGAGUUUAGGAUGCCUUCCAAUGCCUUUUUCCUCGUUUUGGCAUGCAAACAGUUCUAAUCUGGCCAGGGCGGUAUUCAUCCAGUACUUAACACGACUUGUCCCACGAUAUUGUUCACUUUUUGUGACCUUCAUUUUUGUUCGUCCGACUAAUACGAUCAAGCAAUAUACUCAUCGAACCAUGUAUUCCUUAACUUGGACGCUUGGUUUUCAUUUGCUCUGUUCAGUUAAAUUCUUUCCUUUUUUCUCUGUUGUUAUUUUUUGCCAAUGUUUUUUCCAAGUGCGCUUACUAGUCCACUGGUUACGGUGGCCAGUAGAGAUUUUUUUGUAAAACGCGCGAUGGUGUCGAACAAAUGGGGAACAGACAAACAGUAAAUUGCUUUCUGGAGUCUACUACUGCUGGGGAGACA
Molecule: messenger RNA, 2288 nt
Organism: Opisthorchis viverrini
Lineage: Eukaryota; Metazoa; Platyhelminthes; Trematoda; Opisthorchiida; Opisthorchiidae
Exons: 8
Coding region: 85-1146 (353 amino acids)
Biological process (GO): adenylate cyclase-modulating G protein-coupled receptor signaling pathway
Cellular component (GO): heterotrimeric G-protein complex
Molecular function (GO): guanyl nucleotide binding; G protein-coupled receptor binding; G-protein beta/gamma-subunit complex binding
Source: RefSeq, a predicted model, not a curated record